AAGUUCCCCUUCCGCUUCCUCCUGCCUCCUGCCCCAUUGCUGCUACUCCUCAGACGGGCUUCUCCCGCCUCUCCACACCCCUGGUGCCUGCAGACACGCUCCUGGCCCUGAGCUGUCACCGCUGCCACCCUCCAGGCUCCAGAAACCAUGCAGGCCAUCAAAUGUGUGGUGGUGGGAGAUGGAGCCGUGGGCAAGACCUGCCUUCUCAUCAGCUACACCACCAAUGCCUUCCCGGGAGAGUACAUCCCCACUGUAUUUGACAACUAUUCAGCCAACGUGAUGGUGGACAGCAAACCUGUGAACUUGGGGCUGUGGGACACUGCGGGGCAGGAGGACUAUGACCGCCUCCGGCCGCUCUCCUACCCCCAGACGGAUGUUUUCCUCAUCUGCUUCUCCCUCGUCAGCCCAGCCUCCUAUGAGAAUGUCCGUGCCAAGUGGUUCCCCGAGGUGCGGCAUCACUGCCCCAGCACCCCCAUCAUCCUGGUGGGCACCAAGCUGGACCUGCGGGAUGACAAGGACACCAUCGAGAAGCUGAAGGAGAAGAAGUUGGCACCCAUCACCUACCCACAGGGCCUGGCACUGGCCAAGGAAAUUGACUCAGUGAAAUACCUGGAGUGCUCAGCCCUCACCCAGAGGGGCCUGAAGACUGUCUUUGAUGAGGCGAUCCGGGCUGUCCUCUGCCCGCAGCCCACGCGGCCACAGAAGCGCCCCUGCAGCAUCCUUUAGGGUUACACUCCAGCCUCCCACCCAGAUGGUUCUGACCCUCCAGGGUUCCAUGCAAAGCCUGAUGGUGCCCCAGCUGGUCAUGCUGUCCCCUCCUUGUGGCAUUUCUUAGCAGAUGGCUGCAGAGCUUGGUUGAUGCUCUUCUCUGCAGGGGAGAGCCCCUGGGGCCGGGAGGGUAUGAAUUUGUAAGCACCACAUCCCAGUCUUCUCAUGUUCCUGCCUUCCCAGGGGCAGCUGGGAACCCCAGACCCCAGCAAGCCACCCCUGUGUUACUGCGGUCAGCACUGGGGGCUCACAUGGAGGCAUCUACUCAUUUACCCCAGCGCCACCUGAUGUCUGACUCCCUUCUGGAAACUUUAGGCCACGUGGUUGCCAGCCACUACUUGUAUGCUUUCCAAGACAGGGAUCUUACUCCCUCCUGAGACAGUCUCCUUCAAUAUUGAUGGUCUAGCUUAUCUGAAAGUUCUACUGAACAAAAAUCUGUGUCUCAGAACUUUUCUCCUCUGGCUUCAGUUCUCAUUUUUUUUAGGUCAACAUGAAAUAAAUUAAAUUCUCUAAAUCUUCGAGAUAUCUGCCCAGCCAACCGAGAGUCUGGGUUCAGCUGACCCCUGCCAUCUCUCAGGACUUUCUGAUCUGCUGGUGGGAUCCUGAGCUUCAUAUGCCUGUGGAAGUCUUAAAACUUUCAUGCCCUGCCAGUCAGGACUUUUGCUAUUGCAAACAGAAAACACAAUUCAACCUGCUUAAACAGAAAUUAAAUUUAUUGAUUCAA
This is a messenger RNA of Otolemur garnettii (small-eared galago), 1492 nucleotides long. It is a transcript of the gene RAC2, whose product is annotated as Rac family small GTPase 2. The record is from RefSeq and is a predicted model, not a curated record. Gene Ontology annotation, molecular function: GTP binding; GTPase activity. The transcript is spliced from 7 exons. NCBI's taxonomy places the organism in Eukaryota, Metazoa, Chordata, Mammalia, Primates, Galagidae. Bases 148 to 726 code for a protein of 192 amino acids. Gene Ontology annotation, biological process: small GTPase-mediated signal transduction.